AUGGGUUUACAAAAGCUUUGCCUUGAGUUCGGUCAGGGUAAAAAUGUGAGAUUGAUACCUGUCCAUGAUUUGAGUAUCUAUCCCCCGGUACUGGAUGAGCAUGAUAUCAGUAUCAUUCAGAUGUAUAUGUCUAGUCCUGAUGCGAGUGUUGACAAAGCAAGCUUUGAUAUGUUUGCUAGGAAACAACGUUCAUUUGAUGCUACCCCACCAACAAAAGCAUCGUUAAUUCAGCAUAUCAAGCUGGUUGUUUCAGAAGCUGUCAGUAUAUUUACGUUAACUGCGAUAGGCAUUGACAGAUAUUACGUGGUUAUGUAUCCCCUACGACCACGGACGGACAACCGGAAAAAGAAAAUAAUCAUACUUGUAACGUGGAUUCUGGCCACGGGGCUUUCCGCACCAAAGCCAUGGGUAUUGCAAUUGUACAGUUACCCACUAGUGGAUGGAAAAACUGCACAUAGUUGUAGUCCGAAUUGGCCGUCUAUUGAGCAUAAACAUCGCUACGAUUGGGCGCUGGUUAUUAUUCUUUUCGCUUUGCCGUUGGUGUUACUGAGUUUCUGCUAUGGAAGAGUUGCUAGAAAAUUGUGGUUGCGAAGUCUGCCAGGAAAUGCAGACCCAGAGAGAGACAGGGAACAGAAGAAGAGUAAGGAAAAAACUGUCAAAAUGCUGAUUUCUGUCGUGGUGUUAUUUGCUCUAUGCUGGCUACCAUUGAACGUAUACAAUAUCGUGCUCAGCUAUUAUCCUGAAUACUUCAGGAGUCACCAGCAAGAGACGCGCAUAUCACGUGCUAGUGUGUUGAUUUGGCUGACACUCUCUGACACAAUCAUCAAUCCGAUUGUAUAUGUGUUUCUCAGUGACCGAUUCAGGAAAGACUUGAAGAACAUGUUCUAUCAAUGGACGCGUCGAUGUAGAUCAGACGGAGACGACUUUUAUACAGGUGGAUAUGCGACUACGUCAGCGUAUGAUACGUCACCGUACACCACAAGGCGCACUCGCCUCUCACCAAACAUGAGUUCUACAGACAUGGGGCGAAAUACAAACAUGGACAACACGCUGGAUGUUAGUUCCAACAGAAACAUUACACUGACAGUGGAUGGUUUACCGAAAAAACGGAGUAUUGUUGCCGGGAGUAAAGUUUGA
Molecule: messenger RNA, 1137 nt
Organism: Saccoglossus kowalevskii
Lineage: Eukaryota; Metazoa; Hemichordata; Enteropneusta; Harrimaniidae
Product: G protein-coupled receptor 83-like
Biological process (GO): G protein-coupled receptor signaling pathway
Cellular component (GO): plasma membrane
Molecular function (GO): G protein-coupled receptor activity
Source: RefSeq, a predicted model, not a curated record